Theobroma umbraticum is the source of this 3045-nucleotide messenger RNA. Its product is annotated as Prolyl oligopeptidase family protein. Gene Ontology annotation, molecular function: serine-type endopeptidase activity. NCBI's taxonomy places the organism in Eukaryota, Viridiplantae, Streptophyta, Magnoliopsida, Malvales, Malvaceae. The record is from RefSeq and is a predicted model, not a curated record. Gene Ontology annotation, biological process: proteolysis.
UGGACACGAGAGCAACAAGAUGAGCCCACGCCUAGAAAUGCAAGCAUAAGAAUAGAAUAUCAAUCAAUCAAAUAAAAAUAAAUGAUGCGCCUUCACAAGGUCUGUAAUCGCCUCUCUCUGCUCUCCAUCUCUCCUUUCUCUUCCUCCCUUCCGCCCUUUUCUCUCUCCCCAAACGCCAAGUCCCGAUUCCCUUCUUCAUCAUCCGUCCGAACACCUGGCCACCUGAGAACUCAUUCUAGGAUCGCCUCCAAGACAGCCAUGACCGGCUCCCGAUUCCACCGCCUUCUCCCUAUCCACUCUGCUCUUACUGAAGACGCUGCCGGCGGCAAUGGCUCUAACGUCUCCGUUUCUUCUUCGGCUAACGCUUCCGCUACUUUGACUGAGGAAAACGAUGAAAAUGUUGCAAUCGGAGUUACAUAUUGUCUUCCACCGCCGGAAAUUAGAGAUAUUGUUGAUGCUCCACCGCUUCCGGCACUGUCAUUUUCACCAUUCCGGGAUAAAAUACUGUUUCUCAAGCGGAGAUCUUUACCGCCGUUGGCAGAACUAGCGAAACUGGAGGAAAAGCUUGCUGGUAUUCGAAUUGAUGGGAAAUGCAACACCAGGAGCCGCAUGUCUUUCUACACCGGUAUAGGAAUCCAUCAACUAAUGCCUGACGGCUCGUUGGGACCGGAGAAAGAGGUUCAAGGAUUCCCUGAUGGUGCUAAGAUUAAUUUCGUUACCUGGUCAAAUGACGGUCAACAUUUGGCCUUUAGUGUUCGCGUUGAGGAGGAGGAUAGCAGUAGUAAUAGUGGAAAGCUUAGAGUGUGGGUUGCAGAUGUGGAAACUGGAAUAGCUAGGCCGCUGUUUCAGUCACCGGAUAUAUAUCUGAAUGCAGUUUUUGAUAAUUAUAUUUGGGUGGAUGACUCUACCCUGUUAGUUUGUACUAUUCCUUUGUCGCGCGGAGACCCGCCAAAGAAACCUUUGGUUCCUUUUGGCCCGAAGAUUCAAUCUAACGAACAGAAAAAUGUCAUUCAAGUUAGGACAUUCCAGGAUUUGCUGAAGGAUGAGUAUGAUGAGGAUUUGCUUGAUUACUAUGCCACCUCGCAACUUAUUUUGGCUUCUUUGGAUGGCACUGUGAAGGAAAUAGGCACACCGGCUGUGUACACGUCUAUGGAUCCUUCCCCUGAUGAGAACUACCUUUUGAUUAGCUCAAUCCAUAGGCCGUAUUCUUUUAUUGUACCAUGUGGAAGGUUCCCCAAGAAAGUGGAUGUAUGGACAAGUGAUGGGAAAUUUGUUAGAGAACUCUGCGACUUGCCCCUUGCUGAGGACAUUCCUAUUGCCUUUAGUAGCGUGCGGAAAGGGAUGCGGUCAAUCAAUUGGAGAGCAGAUAAGCCUUCAAUGUUAUAUUGGGCAGAGACACAAGAUGGAGGUGAUGCAAAAGUGGAAGUUUCGCCACGUGAUAUAAUUUAUACGCAGCCUGCAGAGCCACAAGAAGGUGAACAGCCAGAAAUCUUGCUCAAACUUGAUCUUCGCUAUGGAGGGAUUUCAUGGUGUGAUGAUUCACUGGCUCUGGUUUAUGAGUCUUGGUACAAGACACGUCGAACAAGAACCUGGGUGAUAUCUCCCGGAUCGAAAGAUGUGAGUCCACGCAUACUUUUUGAUAGGUCAUCUGAGGAUGUGUACUCUGAUCCAGGCUCUCCCAUGUUGAGGAGAACCCCUGCUGGGACUUAUGUGAUAGCUAAAAUAAGGAAGGAAAAUGAUGAAGGCACUUAUGUUCUCCUGAAUGGAAAUGGUGCUACACCAGAGGGGAACAUCCCCUUCCUUGAUUUGUUUGACAUAUAUACAGGCAGCAAAGAACGAAUAUGGGAAAGCAACAAGGAAAAGUACUAUGAGAGUGUUGUUGCUUUGAUGUCGGAUCAGAAAGAAGGGGAUAUACACCUUAAUGAGCUGAAGAUACUUACUUCUAAAGAGUCAAAAACUGAAAACACCCAAUAUUACAUUCAAAGUUGGCCAGAUAGGAAAGUACAUCAGAUCACAGACUUCCCUCAUCCAUAUCCACAGUUGGCAUCACUGCAGAAGGAGAUGAUCAGAUACCAGAGAAAGGAUGGUGUUCAACUUACUGCAACAUUGUACUUACCACCAGGCUAUGAUCCAUCAAAAGAUGGCCCUCUUCCUUGUCUAGUUUGGUCUUACCCUGGAGAAUUUAAAAGCAAAGAUGCUGCUGGACAAGUUCGCGGUUCUCCUAAUGAAUUUGCAGGCAUAGGUCCAACAUCACCUCUCCUUUGGCUUGCUAGAAGAUUUGCUAUUUUAUCUGGACCGACAAUCCCUAUUAUUGGUGAAGGGGAUGAAGAAGCGAAUGAUAGGUAUGUAGAGCAACUGGUUUCAAGUGCAGAGGCAGCUGUUGAGGAAGUUAUCAGACGUGGAGUAGCUCAUCCUAACAAAAUUGCUGUUGGGGGGCAUUCCUAUGGAGCAUUCAUGACAGCAAACCUCCUGGCACAUGCUCCUCACCUUUUCUGUUGUGGGAUUGCUCGGUCUGGAGCCUACAACAGAACCCUUACACCCUUUGGUUUUCAGAAUGAGGAUAGAACUCUCUGGGAGGCAACUAUUACCUAUGUAGAGAUGAGUCCAUUCAUGUCUGCGAAUAAAAUCAAGAAGCCAAUCUUGCUUGUCCAUGGAGAAGAAGACAAUAACCCUGGAACACUAACCAUGCAGUCCGAUCGUUUCUUCAAUGCUCUGAAGGGUCAUGGAGCUCUUUGUCGCCUUGUCAUUUUACCAUUUGAGAGCCAUGGCUAUGCUGCACGAGAAAGCAUCAUGCAUGUCCUCUGGGAAACUGAUAGAUGGCUUCAAAAGUAUUGUGUGUCAAACACUUCUGAUGUCAGUGCAGGUCUUGAUACGAGCAAAGAUGGUGCAAGUAAUGAAGUUACAGAGUCUGAAAACAAAGUAGUUGGUGCCAGUGGAGGCAGUGGUGCAGAGUUGGCAGACUCUGAAAAUGAAGAGUUCCAUUCAAAGCCAAGGUCAUUAAUGUGGUAAGUUAAUAAUUCGUAUGUUCUUUUUGUUCUUUACUUU